Messenger RNA from Caenorhabditis sp. 36 PRJEB53466, 1384 nucleotides. The record is from the annotation of a GenBank genome assembly. Lineage: Eukaryota; Metazoa; Nematoda; Chromadorea; Rhabditida; Rhabditidae.
AUGAGAGAAAUCUCAUUCUUCCUCUGGUUUUUGUGGGUUACCCGGGCGGCUUCUCAAUGCACUUCCGACAUUCGUAUGUGGAAUGAUCUGAUGGCAUUUUCGUGAUAACAUUAUCUUUCAGCUGACGCACUUUCAACUUUGACGCAAUAUCAAGUAGGAUCGCAGGGAGAAGGUUAGGAGAAACUGGGGCUGGGAAUCAGAUAUUAGAAUAACUGAAUGGUUUCAGCGUAUUACAGCCAUUUUUUGGUCAUUGGCGACGCGACGUUCACUUAUGGAAAUGCGUCGGCGACUGCUCUUUAUGAACUUGUCAGUUAUACGCAAAGUGUCAAAGUUCACAUAUUCCGGGUUCAGAGUGCGUACGGUAUAUCCGCGGCCACCACAAACUGCACCUCGUCCUGCCUCACUUCUGUUUCAGCGUACUACAAAACUGAUUCGGAUAACUGUCAGUGCUCAUUAGGCUAACGCAAAUUUCUCGCAACUUCCAGUGACCCUCAUAAUGCUCCGCCCCUCUGACGAAUCCGUUUAUCCGAACUACACGAGCAUGGGCCUUCCCUCUUUCAUGUGUGCCACCGUUUCCGGAAGUUGCGGAGCCACCGAACCUCUUUAUCAGUUCUACUCCUCCACUUACGACGACUACUACGCCGACGUGGAACAGCAGAGCAGCAUGAAUGCCACGUACUCGGUGUCGAUGAUGGGACUUCCGCUCUGCUACCUUUGGGUGUCCACCACCACAACGACCACAACGACAACAACGACGACUACAAGCUCUGCGAAUAGCACCACAACUACAGUAGCCACUAAUGAAACUACCACCACGACUCCUGUGAACGAAACGACGACGACGACGACGAUCUCUGCGAAUGAAACAACGACUACAUCUCCAACGAAUACCACGACCACGACGUCAUCUGUAAAUGGAACAACCACUGCGAGCAACAUCACGACGACGACUGUCAGUUCGGAUACAACGACGAUUGAUGAAGAUGGAGAUCCGUCGGGAACGCCUCCGACCGACGACGACGACGACGAUGGCAAAGGUGCGUGUAGUUUGGUGUGUGGUUUGUGCCGGGAAGUUGUGCAUUUCGAAUGAAAAGGACACUUGUGCAUUCCGGCGUCAGAGCAAAAAGCCUUUCUUCCAGGUUGGUGGCACAAGUGGCGCUGGCCGAUAAUCGUGGCCGCCUGCCUGUUCGGAGCAUCGAUCGUGCUCUCGCUGAUCGCCUGCCUCACCUGCUGCUUCAUCGGCCCCGCGACCGUCGCCGCAAAGCCGCCCUCUCCGCCGCCACUCUACUCUUCGCCGUCGCCUCCGGAGCUGCCUCCAGCUCCGAUCGAGGCGCCGUCAGUGACGCCGUUCACUGUUGGAUUGCCGCCGAGUGUUCCGUACUAA